UCUGAGAGAGACAGCGACUGACGGCGCCAUAUUGAAAGAGGAAAAUUGCUCCAUAAAACGUGUAAAACUUCAAAUUUGCCGCCAUGCUGUACCUGGAGGAUUACCUCGAGAUGAUCGAGCAGCUACCCAUGGAUCUCCGCGACAGGUUUACGGAAAUGAGGGAGAUGGACCUGCAGGUUCAGAAUGCCACAGAUCAGCUGGAGCAGAAAGUGAUCGAGUUCUUCGUCAACGCGAAGAAGAACAAACCUGAGUGGAGAGAAGAGCAGAUGGAGGUCAUUAAAAAGGAUUAUUACAAAGCUCUGGAAGAUGCAGAUGAGAAAGUCCAGCUGGCCAAUCAGAUUUAUGACCUGGUGGACCGUCACCUGCGGAAACUGGACCAGGAACUGGCCAAGUUUAAGAUGGAGCUGGAGGCCGACAACGCCGGCAUCACCGAGAUCCUGGAGAGACGAUCUUUAGAGAUGGACAGUCCGUCUCAGCCCGUCAACAACCAUCAUGUCCACUCUCACACCACAGCUGAGAAGAGGAAGUACAGCGCUCCGACUCACCACACUACAGAACAUGUUCCAGAGAAGAAGUUCAAAUCUGAAGCUCUGCUGUCCACACUCACAUCAGACGCCUCCAAGGAGAACACACCAGGCUGCCGUACCAACAGCACUUCCUCGUCCACCAACAACGUGUACAGUGUGAACUCCUCUCAGCCUCUGGCCUCCUACAACCUGAGCUCUCUACCUGCGGGGCCCGGGGCCGGAGCCGGGGCCAUCACCAUGGCAGCUGCUCAGGCUGUACAGGCCACAGCACAGAUGAAGGAGGGCAGGAGGACGUCCAGUCUGAAGGCGAGUUACGAGGCCAUCAAGAACAACGACUUCCAGCUGGGCAGAGAGUUCUCUCUGUCCCGGGACAACACUGGAUACUCCUCCUCUGCUCUGGCCUCCACCCUCACUCAGACCUUCACCCCCACCACUGCCUCCGACUCCAGGGGGCGCAAGUCCAAGAGCAGCAUCAAGUCUUCCAACCAUCAGUCAUCUUCAUCGUCCUCCUCUUCCUCACUGUCAUCAUGCUCCUCAUCAUCAGCGUUGGCUCAGGAGCUUUCCCAGCAGGCCUCAGCGCUACCUGAGGCUGAGGCCAACAGCCAGGUGGACUGGACCUACGACCCCAACGAGCCCCGAUACUGCAUCUGUAACCAGGUUUCUUAUGGAGAGAUGGUCGGCUGUGAUAAUACAGAUUGUCCAAUCGAGUGGUUCCACUACGGCUGCGUCGGGCUGACGGAGGCUCCGAAGGGGAAGUGGUACUGUCCUCAGUGUACGGCCGCCAUGAAGAGAAGAGGCAGCCGCCACAAAUAGACUCAUCACUGUGCGUCCGCCAUGUUGGAUUUUAACCUCCAGAUCGUCCUCGUAAAACACAUCAACCAACACACUGCAGAAAGACAGAGGUCAAUGGGCUGCUCACACACUCAGCAGCUGACAGAUUAAAAACUUAGUGCCAACAGAAACGGAUCAAAGCCACAGGAAGAAAAAUCUUCUGAGUUCUGAGAUUAAAAUCAAAAAUCAUCCCUCAAAACACAUGAAGCCUGAAAAACUACAGUCAUGGAUCCGUCUUUAUUCUCAGAAUUAAGAUUUAAAUCUCAACAUUUAGACUUUAAAUCUGUCUUUAUUAAGUCUAACUUUAUUCAUCCUGAUUUAUUUGAUCAGUUAAAGUCAGAAGUCUGAAAAUGUAAAUUCUGUGUUUCAGUGUUGAGGUUAAUCUCAUGACUCGGAUGUUUUUGUUUCAUCGUUAGUUCAUUGACAGUCUGAAGCUUCGCUCAGAUCGACACUAAAAACUCAAACUCUGAAAAUAUCAACAAACUCGACCUCGUAUUGAACCUGAUGAAAACAAGUGAAACCUGCAGUUUCCAUGUGAUUUACAGUCGGAGUUGACUUGAAUUUAAAAUCUGAUGAUGACGAUGACGACGACGAUGACAGACACGUUCUGAUCUUCACCUGACAAACGAAGAAGAAACUUGAACUAAAACAGAAUCUGAUGUUCUGUGCAGGAUUACGUUUUUUUAAUGGGACAGUUGAAGUUUGUCCGUUAUGUCAGCUGACUGAUGUAGACCACACACACACAGCUCACCUGGUCAGGAGAGAGGUCAGAGGUCAACCUGUCAGGGUCAGGUCAUGGAUUUAAAAAUAGUCUGACUGGAGGAGGAGGAGACUUUAGUCUGCUAUGAAAAGCAGAUCAGCUCUGAGUUUCAUCUGUGGAACAUCUGGAAAAGUCACAUCAUCGGAGUUAAUGAAGAAUUAUAUCUUAAUCUCAUAAUUUAACGUUUUUAAAGUUAAGUUUUUUGUUUGUUGAUGUUUCAUUUUUUUCACUGAAUUCUUAUUUAAAUGUCA
This is a messenger RNA of Seriola dumerili (greater amberjack), 2369 nucleotides long. It is a transcript of the gene ing3, whose product is annotated as inhibitor of growth family member 3. Lineage: Eukaryota; Metazoa; Chordata; Actinopteri; Carangiformes; Carangidae. The transcript has 12 exons. Gene Ontology annotation, cellular component: NuA4 histone acetyltransferase complex. The record is from RefSeq and is a predicted model, not a curated record. Bases 84 to 1340 code for a protein of 418 amino acids. Gene Ontology annotation, biological process: regulation of DNA-templated transcription.